UUAACAUCUUGCCUAAUCUCUGCCUUACAUUGUUUCAAUACUCUGCUCAGAAGUCUGAUUGGCUGGGAAGACAAACAGCCUUUCUAGGACACGCAGAGAGACUAUACAUUAUAACUUUGAUUUGAUAGAGAACUCUGGUGAAACAGAUGCAAAAUGCUCACAUUCAAACUGAUUGUUUUUGCUGGUUUGGUUUCCAUUGUUGCUGCAGGACGAUGGGCACAAAUCUGUGAUGGGAAUCCUUUGAACAGCAUAAGGGGCUGUGAUAAGUAUGGCUGUGGAUAUUAUGGAGCUGCAAGAAAUGGCAGAAAGCACCUAGCGGUGGAUGUUAAAUGCCAGGACGGAUCAGGAGUGUAUGCUCCUUUUAGUGGCCUGAUUGUGAGACGCAUUAAACCUUUUGGAAAUAAUAAUGCUAUUGAUGAUGGAAUCUUACUCCGUGAAGUAAAAUCAGGUUCUUGCAUAAAACUGGCCUUUAUCAGACCUUUGAGAAACAGAGGCUGGAUCAGGAAGGGAUCUAAAAUUGGAGUAAUGCUGCCAAUGCAGAGCGUGUAUCCUGAUAUAAUAUCUCAUGUUCGCAUCCAGAACUGUGACUACUCAAAUCCUACUGGCAACUUAUAAAUGGAAACUUACAUGAAAUGGAAGUGUACAAAACCCCAAAUAAAAAUCUGAGCAACCAAAAGUGUUUUUUUCCCCCCUACUCCCCAUAGAAAACCCACCUAAAAUUUAGUCCAUGGGAAGGAAAAAAGACAUUAGCGCACACAGCAGAGUAAAAGAGUACAUAGCGUGUGUAACACAGCCUGUAGUGACUUAAAGAAUGUACCAUCCUCAGGGCAGACUUAAGAAACAGGUCACUUAUCCCAAAUUGAUUGUGAGUUCUAUACUUAGGCU
Messenger RNA from Gopherus flavomarginatus (Mexican gopher tortoise), 885 nucleotides. Its product is annotated as myeloid protein 1-like. The coding region runs from base 154 to 615 and encodes 153 amino acids. The record is from RefSeq and is a predicted model, not a curated record. Lineage: Eukaryota; Metazoa; Chordata; Testudines; Testudinidae. The transcript is spliced from 4 exons.